This is a messenger RNA of Anopheles marshallii, 3570 nucleotides long. It is a transcript of the gene SWIP, whose product is annotated as WASH complex subunit 4. Bases 1 to 3570 code for a protein of 1189 amino acids. The transcript has 8 exons. Gene Ontology annotation, cellular component: endosome; WASH complex. The record is from RefSeq and is a predicted model, not a curated record. NCBI's taxonomy places the organism in Eukaryota, Metazoa, Arthropoda, Insecta, Diptera, Culicidae. Gene Ontology annotation, biological process: endosome organization; endosomal transport.
AUGGAGACACAUGUAUCGUCAAACCAUCUCUACGCAACGCAGAUCAAAGAAUAUGGCAAUUUCCUGAAGGAUUACGACCGAAAGCUGGCACAGUUCCAUCACUCCGCUCUGACGAAUGGACCAGUGCCGAGUAUCGUACGACUAGAUUAUGCGUGCAACAAUGAACAACUAUCGCUCGCUCGCAUGAUAGCAAGUAACAGCAUCAAUAGCGGGAAGUCGAAUAACUCCAAUCCCGGCAACAGUAACAUGCCACUGAACAAGCUUUUAGCCACUUUCGCGCAACUGUGUUGUGAGAUCGAUUGUUUGGAAAAGGAGGUUAGAACGCUGGCGGGAAAGAUCUACGAUCGUACAGAAUCGUUCCGUAAUGUCGAAAAUACGGAACGGCCACCAGUACUGUGGAUUGCGGACAACAUCGAUUUAAUGAGCGAAGUACAGUUCAAUUACGAGCGAAUGCGGGAUGUCGGCGUGCUGCUGUUACGCCAGAUCGGUGCCUUUUUCGAUGAGGAAGGUUCCUACGGACGUGGCAAGCGGACGAAAAAGAUGGGACUCGAAGGAAAGUCUCCACCGUCGCUGGAAGUGGACUACCUAUUUGACUAUAUUGGGAAACUGUUACGCGUGGUACUGGAACUCGAUCACAUCCUAUGGAAAACCUUCCUCAAAGCGCACUGGCGAUCCUUCGUUCACAAGCUACGCCAAGCGACUAAAAUUGCCUCAUCACACAAGGUAGCCUACCACGAUCUGCUAUGCGUGUGUCGAGCGAUAUGUUUCUGGAUUGGCGAUGACAGUACACCGGACAUAACGGGAGAAAAGCGCCUGCUUGAGGCACUGUACAAGGUGAAAACGCAUUUCGAUCCCGUUUGCUCCGGGGAAGCAUUUAGCGAUCGAUUUAUGAAGUUUUUGAAGCGCAAACUCACAACUCUUGCGUCGACCGUCCGGACCACCGCGAAUGGGAUUGACUACACCCAAUCUAACAACAUCAUUGGGGUGAAUGUGUUGCUAAACUUUGCGCUGUACCUGUUCCUACCGAUCGAGCAGCGUAUGUUGAAGAAUCUUUUCGAGCUAAAUCUCAAGUUUCCACUUAUACCAUUGGACAACAAUUUUCCCUGGUUGCCGGAUGAGUUCGUACAGGAGCACGGCCAUAAGUUAUUGCGGGAUUACGAUGCUAGUACAGCACCCAUCUCCGUCAGCACACCAUUAUCAACAUCAUUCGAUUACCAGAAGGCACGGGACGCAUAUCUGCAUACGAUUGAAAAAUCAGCCAUACCGGCUGUGCUUUGUCAGCACGCGGCUAGCUGGUUGGUGGAAGCGCACGUACAGCUUCGUAACCGUCCACCCACACCGGGAGCGUCCCGGGAGGAUGGUAACUUUACGCUCGAAAACUUACGCAUUAAAUGUGCACUGUUGCUGGAGGGAAUACGACUCGUGCGCGAAAUGGAGUAUGUGGUCGGUACGCUGUAUGCACUUUACGGUCGCAACCCGACAGAGAAGACGGACCGUUUGAUACAGUAUCGGCGCAUGGUGGUUGAGUUUUUGCUCUCCUCCACAUGUCGCUCUAUUACUGUGCCUUGUCUGCAGUUUAUCGUUCAACACCAGCAGCAUAAAAUUUAUACCAUCGUAAACAAUGCCAAGAAAAAACUUCUUCGUGAAGCGAAGGAAUCAAAAUCAACCGCUAGUGGUUCGCUUUGGCUGGAAAAGCUUUCAACGAUCGACGUGCUGGAAAAGUGCCUCCACGGUCCAGCCACACCAGACCGGGUGGGUUUGGCACUGGUAACGAUUGAACUGUGCCACGGAAACUCAUCCAGUUCCGGAACGCCACUUCUAGCCAUUACGGACGAUGCGUACCGUAAGGUGGAAUCGUUACUAAACCGGCUCGCUACCUUUAUCGCUUGGGAGGAAGAAUGUGAGCGAAUUGAUGUGGCCGGCAAAUAUACACCACUGCUUGGCCAAAGCGCUCGCCAGGAUGCACUUUCUGCGAGUGUCGUUCCCAUGAGCAAUCGAAUUGAAGCAUUCAUACGGUGGGAUUUCCAUGGUAAAUGGCAUCAAAUCGAACCAUUCGAUCCAUUCCGAGAUGGUACCGAUACCGGGAUGGCCGAUCAGAACCACACCCAGAAGCUGGUGUUUGCGUUUUUACGCACCAAACUAACGCAGGAAACGAACGGCCGGUGGCUCUGUACACGACACUCGGUAGCGCAACAUUUGAGCGAUGUAUUUUACACACUCUCGACGAUUUCACCUUCCGAGUGGCGCAUCUACCGUGAGAUGCGCUCGAUCGUGGACCGUAAGUACGGUAUACGGUUGGUGGAGGAUCAGUUGCCACGGACCACGGCCGAGGAUAGACGUGGACCGCGUGGUCACGGACAGGACGAUGAUGUGCUCGCCCUGAUGGAAGACUUUGAAACGUUUAUCGGUGCGUACGGGUACGACUUGCACGGACAAUUGUUUAUCGAACGGCAGCAGGCAGCGGCUGGUAGUGGAGGUGUGGUAAAUGUGGUUAAGAUAGAACACAUUGCCAACUCAAUCAAGCGACACGGUCCGGGAAUUAUAAGCACGGUGGUAAACUAUGCAUUCCAGUUCUUGCGCCAGAAACUGUUCACGUUUUCGCACUUUUUGUACGACGAACAAAUACACUCCCGGUUGGCGGCGGAUGCAAAAAAACUGGCCACCGAAAGUGCCGUUGUUACUGGUACUGGUACAACCGCCGCAAACGUACCUUCUGGCGUGAGUACGGCCAGUUACACGUAUGACCGUGCACUAGCCUUUAACCGGCGCAUUCGCAAUCUCGGUCUGUCGGACGACGGUGAAACGUACGUUGAUUUGUUCCGUAAACUAAUCUGUCAAAUUGGAAAUGCGAUGGCAUUUGUACGGAUGCUUCAUGCCGGUGCGCUACACGAAUGCACCGGAGCGGCAGAAUUCGUUUCCAACCCACCGAUGUCAACCGAAGCAACGGAAAACGAACCAUCGGAGGGAAAUGGCUCGAACAGUUCAAAUCCUUCGGCUGUAAAUAUAUGGCGGCAGGAUAUGGCUACCGUGCGUGCUAGCUGGCGCUUGGAGAAUGAUUUUUUCCGUUUGCUUCUUAACGCGUUCGAUGGCUUUCGACGUCGGCGGGCGAAUCAGGCGGACGGCGAGGAAGGCCUACCGCCAGCGGACACUUUUGCGCAUUUGGAGCUGUUCUACCUGAUCAUUCCACCGCUCACGAUCAGCUAUGUGGAGGCGAUGCUUAAGGCGAAGGAAACGAUCGCUAAAAAGGAUCGACACGGAACGUUCCUGCCAACGGACGAUGGUUUCGUUAUGGGACUGUCCUAUUUGCUGACGCUGCUCAACCAAACGGCUGCCUUCAAUUCACUGCACUGGUUCAAGGAGGUACACACCAAAUAUGCACGCGAGAUGGCAAAGCUCAAUCAACAGACGGCGAGCGGUGUGGGAAAUCCGCUCCAGACGGCGGCAACAGAACCGUCGGAUGAAAAAAUGCUACCGACGGUAUCGCUCACCCGCAAACGGUUGAACGCGAUGCAGCACGAGUUCGAGCUGUUGCAGUACAAUCUUUCCAGUUCGAAGAUUUUCUUUAAAUAG